AUGUCAUUGCCUAAGCCUGAGUUUGAGGCUGAGCCUGCGCUGGAGCCUGAGCUUGAGCUUGAGCCUGAGGCUAAGCCUAAGUCUAAGCCUAAGCCUAAGCCUAAGCCUAAGCCUAAGCCUAAGCCUAAGCCUAAGCCUAAGCCUAAGCCUAAGCCUAAGCCUAAGCCUAAGCCUAAGCCUAAGCCUAAGCCUAAGCCUAAGCCUAAGCCUAAGCCUAAGCCUAAGCCUGAGCCUAAGCCUAAGCCUAAGCCUAAGCCUAAGCCCAAGCCCAAGCCCAAGCCCAAGCCUAAGCCUAAGCAUAAGCCUAAGCCCAAGCCUAAACCUAAGGCUAAGCUUCACUUCAACCACACACUUAAGCCUAUGACCAAACCUAAAAGAUAG
This is a messenger RNA of Bursaphelenchus okinawaensis, 381 nucleotides long. Lineage: Eukaryota; Metazoa; Nematoda; Chromadorea; Rhabditida; Aphelenchoididae. The record is from the annotation of a GenBank genome assembly.